Messenger RNA from Amborella trichopoda, 1401 nucleotides. It is a transcript of the gene CAO, whose product is annotated as chloroplast signal recognition particle component (CAO). The record is from RefSeq and is a predicted model, not a curated record. Lineage: Eukaryota; Viridiplantae; Streptophyta; Magnoliopsida; Amborellales; Amborellaceae. Gene Ontology annotation, molecular function: protein binding.
AUCAACAAGCUUGGCCUACUCUCUCUCUCGCUACAUGGGCUGAGCUGAGCUGAGGUGAGCUGAGCUGAGAGAAACACAGAGCAUGGAAGCUCUCACCACCAAUCCAUCACUGAAGCUCACUCACAAACCCCUGGACCCCAAGUCUCCUGCCCCCAUCGAAUUCAUCGAUCCCAGGAAAAGAGCAUGGCAUUCCCCAAAUAAAUUCCCCACCAGACUCACCUUAUCCUUCGCCAUCAAGCGCAGAGAGGAAAGCCUGGAACAAACGGUCACCAGCCCUCUAACUGAUUCCCCAUUGGAAGGAGGAGGAGGAGGAGAGGAGGCGUACGGCGAGGUAAAGGGCGUAAUCGGCAGCCGCCCUCGUCCAGGCGGCACGGGCAUGGAGUAUCUCCUCGAGUGGGCUGACGGCCAUGCUCCAUCUUGGGUAGCCUCUGAGAACAUCGCAAAAGACGUGAUAGCAGAGUUCGAAUCCCCCUGGUGGGUUGCCGCAAAGAAGGGGGAUGAUGUGGCCCUCCGCCAACUACUGGAAUCCUCCCCGGCGAGGGAUCCCGAUGCAAUUGACGAGGAUGGUCGCACUGCCCUCAUGUUCGCUGCCGGACUUGGGGCAGAUGCUUGUGUGCGCACACUUGCAGAGGCAGGUGCGUGGCUCGACCGCCCCGACAACACACAGGGACUCACUGCACUGCACAUGGCCGCAGGCUAUGCAAGGGAGUCAACAGUGAGGGUGUUGAUAGAAUUGGGAGCAGACGCAGAGGCAGAGGACACUAAGGGGCGGACGACAUUGGGUCUUGCUCUGGAGGUUCUGGGGGCAACAUCAAAGGCGAAUCCAGUGGAGUUUGCUCGGAGGCUGGCGCUACAGGGGGUGGUGCGGGUGUUGGAGGAGGCCGUGUACGAGGAUGCCGAGGUGGAGGCAAUUUUGGAGAAGAGGGAGAGGGGGGUGGGGAAGGGAGUGGAGUAUCUGGUGAAGUGGAGGGACGGGAGGCCGAGUGAGUGGGUGGGGGAGGCGUUUGUGGCGGAGGAUUUGGCGAAAGAUUUCGAGGAGGGGCUGGAGUAUGCGGUGGCAGAAGCGGUGGUGGGGAGGAGAAAAGCAGAGGAAAAAGAGGGAUGGGAGUAUUUGGUGAAGUGGGCGGACAUUGAUGUUCCGACAUGGGAGCCUCAAGAGAAUGUCGACCCUGAGCUCGUCGCCGAAUUCGAGAGGCACGACCCUCACCUUUCUUCCUGAUAUCGUCUCACCUUUCCUUGUAUUUCUCAAUUAUUUCCAGUGCAUGAAUCAAAUCCCGCCAGAUGGUGUUCUCACUUUACUUCCCUCCCAUGAGGCAUCUCCGCUAUAUUCCUCUUCCUUUUUUUUUUUUUCUUCUUAAUUUAUCUUUUUUAAUUUCAUUUCUGAUAUCAAGAGUUCUAUUU